AAAUUAACCUGUAUUUUGAAUACCAGACGGAUGAAAGAUAGCAAAAUCAUACGUGUUAAUAAAAGAAAUACCGUUUUUCUGUUGUGGUGUCGUUCACGUAUAAAUUUUGUAUACCACGAUGAGUGCUGUGUGGAAAACGGAUAGGAGACUUUUGAUCGUUGACGUUUUUAAAAUAGAUUUUUAAUUUUAUGCGUUUAGAGUGGGAUUAUAAUAUGUCUAUUCAUUCUUCAAAACGGAGAGAUGAAGACGAAGACAGUGAAUUGCCACCUCCUCCCGACGGCGGUUGGGGAUGGGUGGUCGUUUUUGGAUCAUUCAUGAUACACGUAGUCACGGACGGCGUUACUUACUCGUUUGGAAUAUUUUACGACGAAUUUUUAGAAUAUUUUAAAGAAGGAAAAGGUCUCACAUCGUGGAUUCUCUCAAUUCUAGUCGGCGUAACGCUCGGAUCCGGUCCGUUAUCUAGUUACUUCGUUAACCGAUACGGGUGUCGAGCAGUCACGAUAGCCGGUUCUAUAUUAGGAGCGGCUUGUUUAGUGGCAUCUUUUUACGCUGAAAACGUACUUACGUUAUGUAUAACGAUCGGCAUCGGUACCGGAACUGGUUUCGGUCUCAUCUAUCUUCCGGCCAUCGUCAGCGUCACCACUUAUUUCGAAAAGAAACGAUCCCUAGCUACCGGAAUAGCCGUGUGCGGUUCCGGUUUGGGAACCUUCCUUUUCGCUCCGAUCAUCUCGAAAUUAUUAUCGGAAUACGGUUGGAGGGGAUCCAUUCUAAUCAUCGGCGGAAUUGUUUUGGAAUGUAUAUUGUUCGGAGCGUUGUUCAGACCUUUGGAAAAUAAUAAUGGAGAUAAAGGAAAGAAAUUGAAAUCGUCGGAAGCCAAAGUUGAUUUACACAUUUCGGAUCACGAUUUUGAUGAAAUUACCAGUAGAGUACCGCAUCAUAACGGUCAGUAUGGAGGGUAUGGUACGAUAAAUGGUAAUAUGCAUCGACCGCACAGCGUUGCCCAUUUUACGUUACCGAAAAAUACGAAAACCGAACUUAACGGUAACGUACCUUCGUCCCAAAAACAUUUACAAAGUGAUAUAAAUAGAUUGGCCCUUAGUCAACCGAUGUUAACGCAAUCGGAAGGAAAAUAUAGGCAAUAUUAUCAUUUCGGUAGUCAAAAUUGGAGAAAACACGGACCUCUCGAUAGACCCGAUAUAUUUUAUCAAGGGAGCUUGAUGAAUAUACCGUCGUAUAGAUCCAAAUUGAGUUUAAGAAGAGGUGAAGAAGGUGAAUUUAUGGAACGUCCCUCGUCGGCAACGUAUAGCAAACAUAACGAAAUCGAAUCCCGAAAAUUGUGCGGUUGUAUUCCGUGUAGUGACGAGGUACGGGAAAUGUUGAAUUGUUCACUUAUGCGCGAUGUAAUAUUCUUAUUGUUUUCUUUGAGUAAUUUAUUGACCAGUAUAGGUUUCAACGUACCUUACGUAUACCUCGUACCGAAAGCUAAAGAAUUGAAAAUGACUAUCGACGAAGCCGGUAUGCUAAUUUCGAUAAUAGGUGGCGCCAAUACCGUAGGUAGGAUCGUAUUGGGAUAUAUUUCGGAUAAACCGUGGAUCAACAGGCUGUACAUAUAUAAUUGGAGCCUCACCAUAUGUGGGGCUGCCACUCUAGCUAGUGCCUUUUGUAGUACUUUUUAUACUCUAGCGAUUUACAGCGCCGUAUUCGGUUUUACGGCGGGCGCUUACGUCGGUCUUACUUCGGUUAUUCUUGUCGAUCUAUUGGGUAUCGAAAGUCUAACCAACGCUUUCGGUUUGUUGUUACUUUUCCAAGGAAUCGCUUCUCUUGUCGGACCACCCAUUGCAGGAAGCCUUUUUGACUUGACGGCUUCUUACAAUCCCGGAUUUGUACUUGCAGGUGUGGCAAUUGGAAUAAGUGGAUUAAUUCUAUUUACGAUUCCUCCAAUUCAAAGGUGGCAAUUGAAAAAAGCUCAAUCCAAACAGAUAAACAUCGCUUUAUAACGGAGUUUAUAAAGUCGGUUAGGUUUUAAAAUUUCAAAACAUAUCAUUUUUUUUGCUAUAUAGGGUGUAUCAAAAAUUUGUUUAUGAAAACUAUUUCUUCAAUAAAGAAGUGUUUUAUUAGUUGUAAAUGAUGUUGAUAUACUCUAUAAUGUAAACUUUUCUAUAUUUUGCACAGUGUCUGUCAUAAUUUUGUAAUCGGAAUUAAGACAUAUAUAGUGUGUAUAGAUCUAUGGGGUGCCAUAAUUCUGUCAGGGUAUUAGAUGUCUUUUCCAUCCCAGAAAGACGAGUAUAGUUUUUUUACUACGAAACCUUUAAAAUUUCCAUCCAUAUUUAAAACAACAACUUUUUAUAUAUUUGUAUUCCUUGCACGUAAGUAAAUUAGUUGGGAUUACGCCAAAGAAACUUUAUACAAAUUUUUUGUUCGUUAUCUUUAUACAACAAAAUUAUUUUUGAUGUUUGUAAAUGUUGUAACACAUAAGGAGCAUUUAUUUAUAUUACGUUUCAAUAAUUUAAAUACUACGGGGUAACUUCACAAUAUUGAAUAAAUAAAAACGUCAUUUAUAUGUACAGGGUGAUGUCGUUAAUUGUUACAUAACAACAUUUUAUUUUUGGAAUUACCUUGUAUAUUAGAUAUUACGUUUUAUUGGUAUCGAAUUUAUUUGCAUGUUUAAAAUAAAAUUGAUGUAGGUACUUUUGAAUUAUAAUCACAUUUUUGUAAACAAAGAAAAUUUUAUCGUACUCUUUAUUUUCUGUAAUAAAUUUUUUUUAAUUAAAUUU
This is a messenger RNA of Diorhabda sublineata, 2774 nucleotides long. RefSeq names its product monocarboxylate transporter 12 (gene Mct1). The record is from RefSeq and is a predicted model, not a curated record. The transcript has 9 exons. Gene Ontology annotation, biological process: transmembrane transport; monocarboxylic acid transport. Gene Ontology annotation, molecular function: monocarboxylic acid transmembrane transporter activity. Lineage: Eukaryota; Metazoa; Arthropoda; Insecta; Coleoptera; Chrysomelidae. Bases 189 to 1997 code for a protein of 602 amino acids.